AGGAUGAAUGUCCGGGAGGAACCCCUCCUCCUCGCCGGCGUGUGGGAGGAGGACGCGGGAGAAGGGGGGCGUCGCAGUCCGCGAUCGGCCCCCUCAAAGUUUCAUCGAAGAGGCUGAAGUGUCCUCUUUCCGGUUCGGUGGCAGAUAUGCACCCCCUGGGCAAGUCGUGGCUGCUCCUCAGCGGCUUCGUCCUGUUUUACGUCAUCUACCUCCUGUUCGGCGGGCUGGUCUUCUCCAGCCUCGAGCGGCCCGUUGAGGAGCAGCUCCGUCGCGACGUGGACACCCUGAAGCAGCGUUUUCUCAACCAGAGCUGCGUGUCCGCCGCCGCCCUGGAUCACUUUGUGGGCCAGGUGCUGGCCGCCAACAGGUAUGGCGUGGCGGUCUUCCCGAACGACUCCUCUGACGCGUCCAACUGGGACUUGACCUCGGCCAUGUUCUUCGCCAACACGCUGGUCACCACCGUGGGUUAUGGUCAUACCACGCCACUGUCGAACAUGGGCAAGGUCUUCUCCAUCGUGUACGCUCUGCUGGGCGUGCCCUUCACCAUGCUUGUCCUGACGGCGUGCGUGCAGAGGCUGAUGUAUCCUCUGGUGGCGGCUCCCCUCAACCAACUCCAGCGUUGCGGCCUGGAGGCCCGUCGGGCGGCUGGCGUGCACUUCCUGGCGCUGUUGGCGCUGGUGCUGCUGUGUUUCUUUGCGGCUCCGGCGGUCGUGUUCCACGCCGUGGAGGGUGGUUGGUCCUUCCUGGAUGGCUUCUACUUCUGCUUCAUCUCGCUGUGCACAAUCGGCCUGGGGGACUUUGUGCCCGCUGCCAGACCUGGGCAGAAUUUCAAACAGCUCUACCAGGUCGCCGUCAUGGUCUACCUAUUCGUGGGCCUGAUGAUGAUGUACCUUCUGCUGCGCACCUUCCACAAGAUGGCCGACCUACACGGCCUGACAACCUUCCUGCAGCUCCCGCGCUGCGAGGAGUCCAACCAGAACGAGGACCGUGAGCCCAUUGUGAAAAAUGGGCACACCCCUGCCCAGAAGCAGCCCUCGUACAACUCUAUCGGCGACCGGUGAUAUGCUCUCCUGAGAAACUAAAAUACAUGACUGAACGGGAAGUUUUGACUUUUCUAGGAAGAUUUGCAGUUAUUCAAUGAACUUUCAAAGGAAGCUUUGCAUCCUCGGGACAUUCCCCCCAUGCCAAAGUAUUGUUUUCAUGUUUGUUUUUUCUGUCUUACUGCUCCUUCUCCAGCAGUUUGAAUUAUUGACGGUCAUAUUUUCAUCAUGGUGAUUUAGGGCCAAAUGUUGCGGAGGUUUGAGUUGCACUUUACUGCUCACGUUUUAACUAGUACACUGUACAAAACCUUGUUUAAAUAAAGUUGUUGAAAUAAG
Hippocampus comes (tiger tail seahorse) is the source of this 1376-nucleotide messenger RNA. It is a transcript of the gene kcnk6, whose product is annotated as potassium channel, subfamily K, member 6. Gene Ontology annotation, biological process: potassium ion transmembrane transport; stabilization of membrane potential. The transcript has 3 exons. Lineage: Eukaryota; Metazoa; Chordata; Actinopteri; Syngnathiformes; Syngnathidae. The record is from RefSeq and is a predicted model, not a curated record. Gene Ontology annotation, molecular function: potassium ion leak channel activity; outward rectifier potassium channel activity. Gene Ontology annotation, cellular component: plasma membrane. The coding region runs from base 147 to 1061 and encodes 304 amino acids.